Messenger RNA from Arctia plantaginis, 756 nucleotides. NCBI's taxonomy places the organism in Eukaryota, Metazoa, Arthropoda, Insecta, Lepidoptera, Erebidae. The record is from the annotation of a GenBank genome assembly.
AUGGCCGAACGCGAGACUAAUUCGAUCAGUUGCCGUGCGCUUGGUAACUUCAAAAUGGAGUUGAACUUUAUAACAACUUUGAUAAAACACGAUGUGAAUCAUAAUGUGAAACAGUGCUUUAAAUCUAAAAAGCCAUUCAUUAGCAGAAAGGAAGAAGUGAUGGCGAUAAAGAGCAAGUUUCCUAAUAAAAUACCCUUAAUAGUCGAGAGAUAUUACAAAGAAAGAAAUCUUCCGACACUGGACAAAUCAAAAUUUUUAGUUCCUGAAGAUAUUACCAUGUCACAGUUUUUAGUUAUAAUACGAAAUAGGAUAAAAAUAAAACCAACCCAAGCUCUCUACUUGAUAAUAAACAAUAAAUCAAUGCUGAGCAUGAGUUUGACAAUGGUCCAAGCUUACGAAAAUUAUGGAGAUGAAGACGGGUUUCUAUACAUCACCUAUGCUUCACAAGAAGUCUUUGGUUAUAAGGAUGAUAUGAACGUAAAAGUGUCCAAUCAGGAGGUUCAAGCAAUAAGACAUAGAUUUCCUAACAAAGUACCGUUAUACGUGGAGCGAUUUGCGAGAGAAAGAGAGGUGCCGACAUUGGCUAGAAAUAAAUUUUUAGUUCCGCAAGAGCUUACAAUGUCCCAGUUCCUUUACAUUAUACGGACAAAAAUGAAACUGCGAGAUACACAGGCUUUAUACUUGUUGGUAAAUGACAAUGUGCUACGCAACAGGUCUUCGGGUGAACAUGACGUACAUACUAUGGAUGGGAGUUAA